This is a messenger RNA of Owenia fusiformis, 2541 nucleotides long. Lineage: Eukaryota; Metazoa; Annelida; Polychaeta; Sabellida; Oweniidae. The record is from the annotation of a GenBank genome assembly.
UUUGAAAAUGAGGCUUCAAUAUGCGCCCUACGGACUGUAGGGAAGCAACAUGUAAAAAUGGCUGCAAUAUACAAAAGUUUUGCGGAUACAUUUUGGACGGAAAGUUUCUGGUUACCCAAUAAUCAUACUUGGAAAUCAUUGGAAAACAAGGACAAUGGAAUAUACUAUCCACAAUUCCAUGAUCUUUACGUUCCGUUCAUCGUAGCUGCAGUUCUACUGCUAAUCAGAAAAAUAUUUGAAAAUGUUGUGGCAUAUCCACUAGGAAAGUGGUAUAAUCUCAGGGAAAAGGGCUACAGACCACCCCCUCCAGAUACAGUCUUAGAGGCAGCAUAUCGUCAAAUAGGGAAACACCCAUCUCAUAAAGAUCUCCAGGCUUUGAGUAAGCGAACGGAUAAAGGUAUCAGAACUAUAGAAAGAUGGUUCCGUUACAGGAGGUUACAGGGGAAGUAUACACCUAUGAAACGCUUCCAGGAAACUUGUUGGAGAUUCCUGUUCUACUUUACCGCAUUUUACUAUGGCAUCUAUAUAUUAUGGGAUAAACCUUGGCUGUGGGAUACCAAAGAGUGCUGGUACGGCCAUCCAUUUCAGCAUAUAACCAGUGAUGUAUAUUGGUAUUACAUGGUGGAGAUGGGAUUCUACUGGGCACUUGUGUUUUCGCUCAUGACAGAUAUCAAGAGAAAGGAUUUCUGGGAGAUGGUUAUCCACCAUGUUGUAACCAUAGGUCUGAUGGUGUUCUCUUGGGCAGGAAAUAUGGUUCGUGUAGGAACCCUUGUACUGUGUUGCCAUGACGCUGUUGAUUAUUUUAUGGAGCUUGCCAAGGUUUUCAACUAUCUUAAAUACCAGAAGACUUGUGAUGCAUUGUUCGUUGUUUUCACUGUCAUGUGGUUUAUUACACGUCUCUGUAUAUUCCCAUUUAAGUUGAUAUAUACAGUUGGCAUUGAGAGUCCAAUGAUUAUUGGAAUGUACAACGCUAUGUACCUUUACGUUUUCCUGUUGAUGGCGCUGCAAGUUCUGCACGUCAUAUGGUUCUAUAUGAUCUGCCGAAUGGUCUACUUUUAUGUCAUUACUGGAAAGGUACAAAAAGACGACCGAAGCUCGAGUGAAGGGGAACAGUCCGAGGAAGAGGAAAAUGACAACUAUUAUGAUGAAACAAACAAACAAAAUGGUGUACAGUCACUUCAAAAUGGCUCUACAACAAAGCGUGAUAUCACAAUGGGGCUUAGUGGAGACAGUGCACCCGCUUCAUCAUAAAUUGAACUCUUUCCAGAGUAAUGUACACAAAUAUUCUUACUCAUGUGUUAAAAGAUGGGGUCCAUUUUUGGUAUGGUCAUAAUAAAUGAUAUUUGCUUCUUAAGAACACAAAAGUUAGGGACUAUCUUUAAAUGGACCUGAGGAAUAAUGGAGUAAGCCAAGGGGCUACUCUUAUGCAACAUUCAACUAGUGAAGAAAAACUUGUCACAAAAUUGGAAAUGUGACAGCCAACCAAUGAUAGCGAAUUUCAUAUUGUUCUUGAAUUAUUUUGUAAUUUAUACUCAAUAAACAUCUUAAUUUUGUAUAUUCUACAUACUGGGUGGGGGUGCCCCAAAAGUAGGUUUACAUUUAUUCAACAAUCUGUUUCUGUAAAUUUUGGAUCACCCUGUAUCAUGUGUAUGUAUAUCGAAAUUUAAGUCAAAUGUUACAAUAACAAAUGUACGUUGAAAUUUUGAUUUCGUAAUUAGACAUUCUCAAUUGAGCUGAUUGCUAAGCAAGUAAAGCAUGUAAUAUUGAUUCUGAUAGACCCUUGGUGCACACUACGCAAUUUAAUUGCUUAAUAUAUAAUUGUAUAAUGGCCAGUCCACCCAUAUUGGAACAUAUCAAUGUACAACUGCUACAUGUAAUUAAAGGACUCCGAACUCUAUGGGUCAUAUCUCUAUCAAACUGCGUUAUCAUUUUAAACAAAAAUAAUAAUUUUAAGUGAAAAUAUCUCCUAACGCAAGAUAAGUUCUAGUCAGCCAAUAGUUUCAAAUCAACAUGCUACCACUUGCCAGGGUGUGUAUGUGUUUAAGUAUGAAGAGUCAACCUUUGGUUUGAAAAAAUGCCCAAAAUUAUAUUUACCUUAAAUUCAUCUUGAAGUGUGACCUUUCUGCCUUUAGAGAUCCAUAAUUGUCACGUUAGGACAUUUUCCACACACAAACGAUAAUAUUUUGAUGAAAUCAUCCAAUCAUGUUCUAAUCUAACCAAUUGAAUCCAUCCUUGAUAUCUGCAGUGUUGCGAUUUGUUCAUGUUAUAUGUUGUAUUGAUGUGUAUAUGUACCAUUAGAAUGGAAAUAAUAAACAAAAUGGUGGUAGGGAAAAUUACUAACAUUUAUUUUCAAGGGAUACCAAAAAUAUAGAAAAAAUUGACUUCAGAUUUUUAUAUUUUGACUGAAAGCUACAUAAGUGUAUGUAGCCUUGCUGAUUAACUUUUUUAUGAACAAAAUAAUUUUAUAUAUAUAUGAUUAUAUAUUUUCCAUUGUUUGAGGUUGUGAGCUUUAUAUGAUGUACAAAUUAAUGUAUAUAAUCA